This is a messenger RNA of Saccostrea echinata, 1839 nucleotides long. RefSeq names its product RNA polymerase II-associated factor 1 homolog. The record is from RefSeq and is a predicted model, not a curated record. Lineage: Eukaryota; Metazoa; Mollusca; Bivalvia; Ostreida; Ostreidae. The coding region runs from base 48 to 1478 and encodes 476 amino acids. The transcript has 13 exons. Gene Ontology annotation, molecular function: RNA polymerase II complex binding; chromatin binding. Gene Ontology annotation, biological process: transcription elongation by RNA polymerase II. Gene Ontology annotation, cellular component: Cdc73/Paf1 complex.
GCCUGACCAUUAAUGAAAUGUGAAGUUGGUAAAAACAGCUCGCAAAAAUGCCUCCAACGGUACAAACAGGUCCAAGAGAGGACAGAGAUAGAAAAAGGCCUGGACAAGAGAGAAGGUCGGAGUUGGUAUGCAGAGUAAAAUAUAACAACACACUACCAGACAUACCAUUUGACCCUAAAUUCAUAACAUACCCAUUCGAAACAAACAGAUUUGUAGAAUACAAACCAACAUCUUUGGAGCGAAGCUAUAAAUAUGACUUGUUAACAGAGCACGACCUUGGUGUCACGAUUGAUUUGAUUAAUCCGGAUACAUACAGGAUAGAACCAGGAGUGUACUUGGACCCAGAAGAUGAAAGACUAUUGGAAGAAGACCUUAACACACCAACAGAUUCCAAGAGGUCUCGACAUCACAAUACAAAUGUAUCCUGGUUACGAAAAACUGAAUAUAUCUCCACAGAAUACAACAGAUUCACACAAAAAUCAGAUAACUCAGAAAGAAAAGUUGGAUUUAAGAUAAAACAGAUUAUGAAAGAUGAAGACAUUUAUAAAGAUAGAGCAAGUCAGAUACAGGCCAUUGACAAAACAUUUGAACAGGCUAAAGAAGAGAUAACUAAACACUACAGUAAGCCUGGUGUAACCCCUGUUGAAGUAUUGCCUGUGUUCCCAGACUUUGACCUAUGGAAACACCCAUUUGCCCAGGUCAUUUUUGAUUCAGACCCAGCACCUAAAGGUCGACCUCAACCUGCUCAGAUGGAAGAAAUGUCACAGGCCAUGAUAAGAGGUGCAGUAGAUGAAAACAAUGAGCAGUUUGUAGCCUACUUUUUGCCAACAGAGGAAACUCUGAACAAGAGGAAGAGAGAUGCAGAGGAGGGCAUUGACUACAACGCUGAGGAAGAGUAUGACUACACAUUAGCCAGAGAAUACAAUUGGAAUGUGAAAAACAAACUUUCCAGAGGAUAUGAGGAAACAUAUUUCUUUGUCUUCAGGGAAGAUGGAAUGUAUUACAAUGAGCUGGAAACUAGGGUCCGCUUGAGUAAGAGAAGAAAGGUGGGAGGUGCCCAAAUGGCAAAAUCACGUUUAAUUGUUAAACAUAGAGAACUGAAUGAAAGAGAAAUUGCAGCACAGAAUGCUCGACUGACGAUGUUAGAGCCUCAACAAGAAGAGGAGGAAGAGGAAGAGAUACAGGAGGAACAGCUGGUGGGAUCAGAUGAAGAAUUUCACAGUGGGAGUGAAGCAGGAAGUGUCAAAUCCAGUGGCAGCCGCCGCAGCAGGUCAAGGUCACACAGUGGCAGCCGCAGUCCGUCACGCAGCAGAAGUGGCAGCAGGAGCAGCAGUCGAUCAUCACGCAGUCGCAGCCGGAGUGGAAGCAGAAGUCCCUCACCAGCCCGGAGUGAGAGUGACCGGGGCAGUGAGAGUGACCGUGCAAAGAAGGAGGAGGAGGAAAUCUUUGGAUCUGCUAGCAGUUCUGAUGAAAAUUAAGAUGGUUCAGAGAACUGUAUGUCAAAGGGGAGGGGAUGUAAAAUUUCAGAGGUGGAGUAACUGUUCUAAAAAGUCUGAAAGAAACUUGAAAUUUUUGUUCUUGUCAAGGUUAGAGAUAUUGUUUCCAAAAUAUUUUUGGGGUUCCAUUAAAAUGAAAGUGUUAUGUGAUUAAGUGAACAGUGUCAUAUUCUGGGAAAAAAGAUGUAAAGAAAAUUUGUAUUUUUAGGAUGUUAUUGUCUUGGUAGAUAAAAUAUAUCUUAAAUGAUUUUGCUGUACAUUACAAAUUCAUUAUCAUGUACAUUGUUUCAAGCAUCUCCAUGUUUUGUGCAUCUCAUGGCUGUAAAAUAAAUAAUACAUACAA